Micromonas commoda is the source of this 644-nucleotide messenger RNA. RefSeq lists its product with no specific name. NCBI's taxonomy places the organism in Eukaryota, Viridiplantae, Chlorophyta, Mamiellophyceae, Mamiellales, Mamiellaceae. The transcript has 2 exons. Bases 14 to 598 code for a protein of 194 amino acids. The record is from RefSeq and is a predicted model, not a curated record.
CACCUCCGCCGGGAUGGCGAAGAAGACAUCGAAGGUUCGGCUCCAAAAGGAGCUCAAGGCGUUCGUCGCCGACCCGCCGCCCUACAUCCCGCGCGUGCACGUGAACGAGAGGAACAUACUGGAGUGGCACCUGCUCAUGGAGGGAUGCCCCGACACCCCGUACGAGGGCGGAUGGUACGUCGCCAAGCUCAAGUUCCCCGCCGAGUACCCGUUCAAGCCCCCAUCCAUCUUCAUGUGCACCCCUUCCGGCCGGUUCGCUACGGGCACGCGGCUGUGCCUGUCCAUGUCGGACUUCCACCCGGAGAGCUGGAACCCCGGGUGGAGCGUCGCGACGGUGGCGAAAGGGCUGCUGAGCUUCAUGUGCGAGGAGGCGGUGACGACCGGGGCGGUGGUGACGACGCGGGCGGAGAAGGAAAAGUUGGCCAAGGAUUCGGUGGCGUGGAACAUGAAACACGGGGGGUUCUUGAAGAUGUUCCCGGAGCUGGACGGGGGGUUGGACGCGAUCGCGGAGGUGGGGAAGAAGGGGGGACGCGAGGGCGAGGAAGGGAGCGACGCGGGGGGGCUGGCCGCGAAGGUCGACUCGCUCGGACUGGACUGACGACGCGACGAUCGAGAGUUUGAUUUCAUAAUUUUAGAGUCGCCUU